Messenger RNA from Petromyzon marinus (sea lamprey), 3049 nucleotides. The record is from RefSeq and is a predicted model, not a curated record. NCBI's taxonomy places the organism in Eukaryota, Metazoa, Chordata, Hyperoartia, Petromyzontiformes, Petromyzontidae.
AAGGCAGAUAACAUCUCAUAGCCACCGUGGCACCACAUCCAUUGCUCUGUCUCACCACAGACACCAACUUGUGCGCUCAUCUCAUGAAUGAGCCACCGCAGCUGAGCCUCACCGAUUUACAUUAACAACAUCGACAACUCAUUUCCUUAAACGUAAAUAUUUGUUUUAACGAGUAAGUCCCUCCGAUACAUUUUGUUCACGUAAAGGUGUGUUACGGUAUCCCUUGAGGCUACCGUUUGUGCACCAGGGGUGCGGGUUCACAUUCCAGGCGGUGUCUCGUGGUGUCAGUGACGACUAAUGAAAGUAUUUUACUUCCUUUUUACGUCUGAUCCCAGCGCAGCCCAUGAGUCACGGCGAGCGCGACUCCCAGCGAGAGUGUGGAUAGCGAGCUGCCACUGCUGUGCUGCUCCAUCUGACUGGAGGCGUUCGUCCGCCCCUCCACGCUGAACUGCGGCCGCUCGUUCUGCCCGCGGUGCCUGGAGGCCGCCCGGGAGACGUCGAGCGGCUUCAGCUGCCCGCGGUGCCGAGCGGCGUUCCCUGUGCGACCCCAGCUGAGGAGGAACGUGGCCCCUCGCCAAACCUGGCUGAGCAGCUCAGAGCUGGGGACGGGAUGGCCGCGGCCGUCGCGUGUGACCACUGCAGCGGCGGCCAGAACACUGCAGUGAGGAGCUGCCUGAGAUGUGAGAUGUCCUUCUGUGCGACGCACUUGAGGCCUCACGUGGAGAAUCCCAGGUUGAGAGACCACGUCCUGGUGGCUCCCAUCGCGAACCUGGAGGAGCGACGAUGUCCUUGGCAUAGAAAGGAGCUGGAAUUCUACUGCACAGUAGACAGCAGCCUGGUCUGCUCAACUUGCACCAUCGCAGGUGAACACACAGGACACAGGGUCCUGACGCUGCAGGAGGAGCAGGAGACACGGAAGGUGAGGCCCUCAGACGCGCCGUCGAAUAUCUCCAUGCAGGAGUCUCUGCGUGGGACCAGGGCGCGGAUCAGCCGAGAGUUUGAGCGCCGGAGGGAGCGGCUGAGGCAGGAGGAGAGGGAGGCGCUGGAGCGCGUUGACGAGGAGGGCCGCUCCGCGCUGUCCUGCAUCCAGGCGGACAUCGCUCGCUACGAGAUCAGAGCACGCGGACUGGAGCGGGAGAUCAACCAGCUGCUUGUGGCCCUCGCCGUGCAGGACCCGCUCUCAUUCCUGCAGAGGAAAAUGGACCCUUAUGAGACUCUGUGUGUGUCCUGUGGUGUGAGUCUAGAGAGACAUGGACCCUCUUUAGACUAUGUGUGUGUCCUGCGGUGUGAGUGCAGGAGCUCCAUCUCCCAGGAGACUCAGGAUGACUCAUCCCCCGUCUCCCGCAGUUUGAACCUCGCAAAAGUCAUCUCAGUGGGCGGCGUCCCAACUAAACUUCUGCCUUUUCUCGAUGGACGCUCACCGACUCUGGACGCAAACUCGGCCCACGACGGCCUCCGGAUUUCCUCGGAUCUCAGGACGGUGACGUGGAGCGAUGUCCCCCAGGGUCGCCCCCAUCACCCACACCGCUUUGAUGGCUGGCGACAAUCCCUGUGCUCUGAGAGCUUCUCGUCGGGUCAGCACUACUGGGAGGUGGACGUGGGGAAUGCGGAGUGGUGUCGGGUUGGAGUCGCGUACGCGACGAUCCCACGGAGAGGGGAUGGUGAUGAGUGCGGCCUGGGAGAGAGCGACGCCUCCUGGUGUCUACAGAAACGUGGCUCCAGAUUCUCAGUGUGGCAUGGCGGGGUAGUGACGUCACUGUUGGUCCCGGAGCCUCCUCGGAGAGUUGGCGUCCACCUGGACUGGGACGCGGGGCUGCUGUCGUUUUACAACGCAGACUCCAUGGCGCUGUUGCACUCGUUUGAUAAAACUUUCACUCAGCCCCUACACCCUGGGCUGGGAGUGGGGCUGGGAGUGGGGUGGUUGGGGGUUAUGGGCCUUGUGAUGUUGCACUAUAAAGUUGGUGACUCAGUGAGGAUCGUGGAUCUGAGUGGUGCGUCCUGAGAGAGGUGAACGCGAACAGCGCAGAGGGCAGACGCCAAGGCGCCAGGCACCCUCGUCACCGCCACUCGACUGGCUGGUGGCUGUCAGUCGGAACGUGGGGGGGGGGGCUGAGCGUAAACAAUCAUCACAACCUUUCUAGGGGCUAGAGGGGGGUUGAUAAAAUAGGUACCGCUCUGUGCGUGUGUGAAGCCAACGUGGAUGUAUUCACCCUGCCAGAGGAGUGUGACUGUAGUGUAGCGGUGCAGUGAUUAGCAAUGGUGAUCUGGGAUGUAUUUAUACACUGGGUGGUGUAAUUGAUGGGGGUGCAGUGAUUAGCAAUGGUGAUCUGGGAUGUAUUUAUACACUGGGUGGUGUAAUUGAUGGGGGUGCAGUUAUUAGCAAUGGUGAACUGGGAUGUGUUUAUACACUGGGGUGUAAUUGAUAGGGUGCAGUGUUUAGCAAUGGUGAACUGGGAUGUGUUUAUAUACUGGGGUGUAAUUGAUAGGGUUGCAGUUAUUAGCAAUGGUGAACUGGGAUGUGUUUAUACACUGGGGUGUAAUUGAUAGGGGUGCAGUUAUUAGCAAUGGUGAACUGGGAUGUGUUUAUACACUGGGUGGUGUAAUCGAUAGGGGUGCAGUUAUUAGCAAUGGUGAACUGGGAUGUGUUUAUACACUGGGUGGUCUAAUUGAUAGUGGUGCAGUGAUUAGCAAUAGUAACUGCAAUUUAUUUUACUCUUGUGGUGUUAUGGGUUGUGGGAGAUAUACAACAAUAAUAUGAAUUUUUAAAAGUAUAAAUGUAGGACAGUGGCAUCGUAACACUUGUAUUGUCGAUUCUACAAUAAAAAAAAAUACAAAACACAAACAACAACAGCAAUGUCGUUGUUUACAGUGUCAUUCGUGCUCACUGCAUCCCGCAACGCUGUUCAUUCAUUAAACACGAGGACCAAAUCCUCUGCACAGCCACCGCCAAGGAAAUUAAAUCUACAAAUUAAUAAACAAAUAAAGAGACCCCCACACAAUUAACUUGCACUGGGAUGAGUGAGUGGAUGAGUGAGUGAGUUUAUGAGUG